Molecule: messenger RNA, 2659 nt
Organism: Leguminivora glycinivorella
Lineage: Eukaryota; Metazoa; Arthropoda; Insecta; Lepidoptera; Tortricidae
Product: allatotropin-like
Exons: 10
Coding region: 151-1143 (330 amino acids)
Source: RefSeq, a predicted model, not a curated record
CGCCUACGCUGGGCGGUCUCGUCUUGGACCAACCCCUACCAGCGCGUAUAUAAGCGUCAACCCUCCACUGCCGAGGCCACUCUAGUCCCACCUGCGCGUCACUCGCGCCGUGUCCAGUCGCGAUAAGUGAUUACGACAAACUAAGACAACAUGAGCAUCCCCAUGCAACUCCUCCUGGUCGUUGCAGCGUUCUGCGUCCUCUCCGACGGCGCGCCGGACGCACGCAUAGCCCGCGCCAAGCAACAGCGCCCCACGAGGGGCUUCAAGAAUCUCGAGAUGAUGACAGCUAGGGGCUUCGGCAAACGAGGCAGGGUUUCCACUAGGAGUGAACGAGAUGUGAGCGCCCAAAUUCCACCAGAGAGAAAUUACCGCGCGACGCCAACAUAUAAGAGCCCGGCGCAACAACAGUAUGCAAGAGACUUCGGAAAAAGGACACCAGGAAUGGAACAAGAAGGCGAAGUUCGAGAUCAAACACCGCUGCAACGCUCCUACCGCACGCCAACAUUCCACAGUUCAUCGAGCAAUAAUUACGCAAGGGAUUUCGGGAAAAGAACACCAGAAACGGAACAAGAAGGCGAAGAUCGAGAUCAGACUCCGAUGCAGCGUAGAUAUCGGACGCCAACAUUUAAACCUCCAUCAACUAAUAUUGCGUAUGGUUAUGGGAAACGAACCAUGAAAUUGGAACCCGAAGUGUUAGGUGACAUAGACGAUCUUCUAGAGCGUUCUAACCGGGGACCAACAUUUAAAAGUUCAGUACCAAACUUGGCCAGAGGUUUUGGAAAAAGAACCACAGACAGAGAUUCCGAAGGGGAUGUGCAAGACCAAUUUGAACCAGAACGAUCCAGUCGUACGACGUUCAUAUUCAAAAACUCGGCACCGGUAGGUACUGCCAGAGAUUUUGGGAAAAGAGUACCAGAAAUGGAACCCGAAGUGUACGGUUUGGACAACUUCUGGGAGACGCUGGCCGCACCGGAGAGGGAAGGACAAGAAAUGGAAGAUGACAAGCUUGAAAGCAUCCCUUUGGAUUGGUUCGUGAACGAGAUCGUGAACAACCCCGACUUCGCGCGAUCCGUGGUCCGCAAAUUCGUAGACAUCAACCAGGACGGCAUGCUAUCAUCAGACGAACUGCUCAGGAACGUGUAAAAAGGACUUUUAGGUUAUUUGUUGUAGACAUUUGGAUUAAAUUGUUUCCCGUUAUAUAUAAUAUAUAUGGUAUGUAUAUGUCCCAACACUAUCAAGUUUAUUUGAUAAAUACGACUUUAAAAUGUUACGAUAGGUACUGUGAUAUCAAAUAAAACUUACUAGUUUUGGAAAAAUUGUGGUGAUUAUGUUUUCUCUACUAAUUGUAUAGUUUGUUUAAAGAAUGGAGUAUAUAUCUAUAAUGUUGUAUUAUUGUAAAUAGUUUCUAAAAUAAAUACGAUGUCAAUGGCAUAACAAUUUGUCCAUAAAGUAAUUCCUUAUAUCUGUUUAGGAAGUUAGUACUAUAUGAAUGUGUGUCUUCAAUUUUCACAAAUCUAUACUGAGAAUAUAUAUUUAAUAUUUCGAGAUUUUCGAUGUGCGUCACACUAGUGCGACCUCUGUAUUUUCCCUGUUUUGGUACCGACCAAUAAUACUAGGUAUCAUGUUUGUAUUCAUGUUUUUUCCGUAGAACUUUUUUAUAUAUUUUGAACUAUAUUAUUAAGGUAGUCUAAUAAUAGGCCUUUCUGAUAGAGAUGAAAAUUUUAAAGCUAAAAUCGCAUAGUAUUUUUUUGAUUAAGAUUCUGUUAGAAUUCAAUAUAUUUAAUUGGAUUAUUCAUCAUGAAUUUGUAGAAAAAUACUCGUAAAAUAUGCACAUCGCUUUAUGUACCUAUACUUGUCGAUACAAAUAUUCACAAAUUUAAUGUGAUAUAUUGGCCGGUACUGUACAGUCGAAUUCAUAAAUAUGUGUACAUUUUUUCACCUCAUCGCAACGAAUUAAGGUGCAAAAAUGUACAUAAUAUUUAUGAACUCGACUGUCCAUACAGGAGUUUGAUAUCUAAAGUUGAGACAAUCAUCUUCAUAUUCUUCUUAAUAAUGUAGUUGUUGUUCCAAAUUGAAAUAACUUUUUACAUCAUUUUUAUUUGUAGGUAAAUUACAUACAAUUGUUUUUUUUUUUGUACUGCAUAUCUAGGUUUGGUAGGUAAAUAGUAAUUAUCUGUUAACUUAAUGCAAUGUUAUUUACAAUAAAUAUGUAUGUAUGUAUGUUAAAAUAACAUGUAUUACUUUUUAGAGGUCCUACCACCGUGACGCAUACAUAGUGAAAAAAAAAUUGAUAUUGAAAAUCAAGAAGUAGUACUAAGAGGUAAAAGACUAAAAUAUAUUUUAACGUUAGUGUUUAUCAGUGUACUUUAGUUUCGUCUAAUACAAAAUUGAAAUUUUCAAAAAAGGGGAAAGGCAACAUUUUCUUAGUUAUUGACACAUUUAUUUAGGCUGGGGUUUACUAAGUAAAUUUUCCAAGUUGAAUAAUAUUUUAUAUAACCUAUGACACUCUACAUACAUGCAUGUAAUGUUACAUAAAAUACGAUAAGUUUUAGGCUAACAAGUCAAAUAUUCGAGAAUCAAUGUUUUGGAUACCCAAUGUUUACUUAGUUUGUUGUUAAAUGACACUAUCGACGUUAUGGAUGAAAUAAAUUUAUCGGGU